Molecule: messenger RNA, 1029 nt
Organism: Chilo suppressalis (striped riceborer)
Lineage: Eukaryota; Metazoa; Arthropoda; Insecta; Lepidoptera; Crambidae
Source: the annotation of a GenBank genome assembly
AUGAAUGAAAGUCGCCAGUUCAAAGCACACAAGGUGAUCCUGGCAGCGUGCAGCAAGCACUUCCAGGAAUUGUUCGACACGGCGCCUCCGAGCCAUGCGGGCGCCUGCUACGUCAUCUUGGAGGCCACCACGGCAGACAACAUGCAGGCCCUGCUCGAGUUUAUGUACAAGGGGGAGGUGCACGUUAAGGGUCUAUCGAUGGAGAUGUCCAAAGACGCUUGGGUGAAGCAACAGGCCCAGCAGUCGUCCGACCGCCACCAAACCCGCAUAAAGACUAGCCCAGUGUCGGGUUCUGGCAAUUGCGAGGUCCAAGAAUCUGGUCCUCCUCAGCCACACACGGCCACGUUCGCCCCGAUGCCCCAAUACGGGCUGCAUAUGCAUAGCAACACCGGUACCAUGGGUCGGCAAAGCUCAUCAUCCUCGCACUGCGGCAGCGUCGCGGACGAGCCGGACACGCGCUCGUCGCCCGGCGCCGGCCCGCGGUACGAGGAUAACCCCCCGGACUGCACCUCAACGCUCGGCAACCCCACCAAGAACAACGGCUAUGAACGCAGCGCCUCGGUCAACGACGAAAUGAUGGAACGGCUUUCUAACGAUCAAGGUGCUGAAGCUUGGCUUCCAUUGCAUGAUAAUGGUAAUUCGGCUCCGCGGUAUAAGGACAAUCCCCUGGACUGCAGCUCAACGCUCGGCAACCCCACCAAGAACAACGGCUACGAACGCAGCGCCUCGGUCAACGACGAAAUGAUGGAACGGCUUUCUAACGAUCAAGGUGCUGAAGAUUUACGGGUGAAGAACGAGAAUGACUACCACCAGAGCGGGUACAACAACUCGCCGCCGCCGCCAACUCCACUCCCGCCGGCCAACUACCACGACAAGCCCGCCGCCACGUCGCCCGUGCCGCCCAAACCCAGCCCCGACCUCUGGCCUCCCAAACCCAUGAUCACGAGCAAAUCCGGCGGCAUAGCUACUGCUGAUGGAUACACAUUAUUGAAUAUAUUUUAUGAGAAAUGCUUUAUGAAGGCUCAGUGA